Molecule: messenger RNA, 1406 nt
Organism: Capsicum annuum
Lineage: Eukaryota; Viridiplantae; Streptophyta; Magnoliopsida; Solanales; Solanaceae
Exons: 4
Coding region: 201-1208 (335 amino acids)
Cellular component (GO): chloroplast
Source: RefSeq, a predicted model, not a curated record
GGUAGACAAAUUCCCAUUUGGAGUGUGGCCAACAUGCUGUCAUUUAGCUACCUAACAAGUCUCUUCCUUCAUCUUCACCUAAACCAUCAACUACUCAAUUCUUUCUCUCAUCCUUUUCUUCAUUUCUAUCACAACAUUUUUUUUUUCCCUCCAAGUUUUCAUAGCAUUUUUGUACUAAAGGUUAUCGUUCUUCCGGUAAAAUGGAGUUUUUCUUUAGGAAUACAAGUGAUGACUCUUCAGGUUUCCAGCAAGACAUUGCUAGGUGCCCAUUUUUGACGAAUAUCAACGAACCAACUAGUUUUUCCUUCUCAAGCUCCGUUGGUUUCCCCAUUCCGGUACGUGGAGGAAAAGGUCCUAUCUUCGAGGAUGGUCCUAACUUUGACGUGGCAUUCAGACUUUUCCAUGGACAGAACGGUGCUGUCCCACUUUCUGGGAGACUGUCUGUUACGAAUGAGAAACAAGAUUCUGAAGCUACACCGCGUCAUUUCAACCCUUUGGUCGCUAAGGCAGCUACCAUAAGUCUCUCCGGUUUUGGAUUUGGAGGGCCGUUUGGUUUUGAUUCUUUCUCCGAGAAGUGGAAGAACCAAAAGAAGAAGUCUGAAUCGUCCAAAAGACAGGGAGGAGAUCCAGAACACGAAGCAUUAAGCAACGAGUGGCUACAAAAUGGAAAUUGCCCUAUAGCGAAGUCAUACCGUGCUGUGAGUACUGUCCUUCCUCUUGUAGCAAAGGCUUUUCAGCCUCCUCCUGGUGUGAAGCUCAAGUGCCCCCCUGCUAUAGUUGCUGCCCGAGCUGCUCUAUCGCGGACUGCCUUUGCAAAAAACUUGCGGCCACAACCUCUGCCGGCAAAAAUAUUAGUGAUCGGUGUUUUAGGCAUGGCAGCAAAUAUUCCUUUAGGCGUAUGGAGAGAACACACUGAAAAGUUUUCGCCGUCUUGGUUUGCAGCUGUACAUGCAGCUGUGCCAUUCAUCGCCAUACUGAGGAAGUCCGUCUUGAUGCCUAAAACGGCUAUGGCGUUUACCAUUGCAGCAUCUGUUCUGGGACAAGUGAUAGGUUCAAGGGCAGAGCGACAUCGGCUCAAAACAGUUGCUUCAAGACACGACCAUCUAGUCGUUGAUGAAGCUAGAGGGGGAUACUGCAAUGACAUUGUUGCUUCAAACACGGUUCCUCUGCACGCCGGUUUCCUUUCACCGGCUGGUGUAGUUAGCUGAUGUUUUGGCAUCGAUAAUGUUGUAUCGAUUUAACCUUAUGCAGGAUGUGCCUGCAUCCAUUCUUUGCAUUUGUUGUAGUCCACAGGCAAAGUUCAGCAUUAAAGAGAAAAGUGUGAGGAUGAACAUUAUUCAUUUUUGGUGAGCUUUUGUAUAUUUAUUAAGUAUCAAUAAUAUUUGAGUGUGUUUACUAUGCCAAAA